GCGUGGCGAGUGAGUGCGUGUCCGACCAUAACGAGUGACCGCGCGCGAAACUGGUGACUUUUUUGGGGCUCACACUAGCUUUAUGAACGUGUGAGUCCUCCAGUGAACGCGGAGCCUGCGACGGCAGCGUCGUUUUUUCUUGCACGAGUGCUACCGUACGCCCGUGAUGAGUGACCGCGCGGAGGCCAGGCCGAGGCAGGCCUCGUCUCGGGAUGGUGGUGCCAGAGACACAUCCGCACUAGUGCACAGUGACACUACUAGCGAGCGACAAUCGGUGAGCGAGCUAGUAAGGAACUACAGUGACCCGCCCGAAGGACAGAAAAGAGACAGAUCCGAGUCCGGCGAUCCUGCACCAGCCGGCAAGCGUGGCGCAAGGGAGUUGGGCGGUGAGCCCACGCCCAGUCCGUCGGCUCUCGGCGGCCGCGGCUUCAGAGAGCGGCUGGAAGACGCGAUCGACGGCCUGGAGAGUCGGCUCGUCGCCUCCUUCUCACGUGAGCUCCACGAGUUCCGCGAGUCGCUAACAGCCGAAAUCGACAAGCUCAACGAGCGUGUCAGAGACCUGGAGCGGCACGUCGAGGUGCGAGACGGGGUCAUCGAUCAGCUAACCGACGAUCUCCGCCAGUCCAGAGCUGACAUCACGGCCCUUCAAACCAGAGUUGAAGAUGCAGAAAUAAACUCCCGCCUGCCAUGCCUCAUCUUCUCCGGUACAGCCAUGGCGCCCCGCCGCUCGGCCCGCCUGGGCGCGCCCUUGAUCAACCAGACAUCGCCGGGGGCGGCUGACGCCGCCGCUGCGACCGUGCCGCCCGGCUCCGGUCGAGGACGCGCGCCCGGGACGUCACAGUCAGCUGACCGCCAGGUCACGGCCGGCCCGGGCCAGUCGGCGGCGGACGGCGGGCGGGCGCGGUCGGGCGCGCGGGUCGGUGACCGAGAGGAGCGGGAGGAUGUGAACACACUCGUCGUGGACACCCUCAACCAGUGUAUGCCCGGUCUCAACCUGUCGUCAGCGGACAUAGAUCGGGCUCAUCGGCUGCCAGGCGCGAACCACCGGAUCAUCGUCCGCUUCGUGCGCUCUGGAGAAGGCAGCCUACGAGACAGGAUCAUGACCCGGCGCAUGGAGUUGAAGGGCAAAGACCUCUACGUCAACGAGUCGCUGACGAAGAUGAGAGGACUGAUCUUCAGAUCUCUACUGGCCGCCAAACGCGAGAAGAAGGUUUACACAGUCUACUCACGGGGCGGCCAAGUAUUCUUCAAGCAAGAGCAGUACGGCACCGGAAAGCGAGUAGACUCUUUGGAGCAGGUGCGCCGGCUCGGCUACACAGUACUCGAGCGCUGAGUACCGGCUCGCCUGUACGGCGAACUGCGCGACCGCCUGCACUCCGGGCCGUGUUCGGCGACGUCUGCUAACUUACCGGUGCCAACUUCAUCAAUCAGGUGAUGUCGUUCGAACGGGUUCAUCAGUCCAACGUCUAAUAAUAAUCGUUGUUUACCGGAAUUGUGUACCUAAGACAUAAGUUAAAGUUAAAGUUCAAUUUCAAGCAAUUGUAUCAACUUGCAACAGUGCAGUUAAUCUUUGUCUAUAGUACUUGUAGGUCGACUUCUUGAUAGUCGUUUCACUGAUUACCUUGCUAACUUUUUGUCGCGGGCUCCGCGUUCUGUUUACUUAGUUGUUUUUCACUCUUUAUGUUUUCCUUGUCAUACCCCUUAUUGCAUUACUUAAUACUGUUGUCAUCCAUACUAUCAUUGUCACUGUUUAUUGCGCCAACACUGGUUUUCGUUUCCCCCAAGAGACUCUCUGUUCGUCCGUCUGUUUUGAUUUUCCGCAGAUUAGGCAUCAUGUCCCGGAGCAGUGCGGCGUCGGCGGGGGGAUCGGCGGCGGCGCUCGGCUCGGCCUGUCCUCGGUGGGUGGCUGGGGCGGCGGCGGCGAGACUGGGAGCGCGAGCGGUCUUCUAUAGAACCCGAGGACAACAGCCGACUGCCCUCCUUGCGACCGGCGACGCUCGUACCUGUUUCCUCUUCUCACAAGCUGGAGCCCUGUGAUGGCCGAUUCCACGACUUCUGCACCGCGCGGGAAAAGCUGGCGGCGGGAGCGAGAGGGCCGUGAGCGCCGUCUGAAGGAGCGCCGCGCCGAGAAUGUCUCCAUGUCCGGAGGCCCAGAUCCGGCCGGCCCGGCGGCUCCAGCCGGCAGCCGCGCCAGCAGUACUGGCAGCUCCACGUCCAGUCGGGGUAAGGAGCGGGCCGGCGGCGGCGACCGGCGUCCCAGUCAGGGGCGCGACUCGGCCGAGACGGAGGCGCAACUCAAAGCCGGCGACGAUCGAGUCAAACAAGAGGGGGAGCAAAGGAAAUUGAGGGAAGAAGAGAAAAGAAAAGAAGAAAAAGAAGAAGAAAAACAACGCUUGGUGAAGGAGGAGGAGAAAAAGGCAGCGGAAUUGGAGCAGCAACAACUACAGGAAGAGUUAGGACACCUGAACUCAUACAUCGAUGAGCUGGAGGAGAGAAUGAGGAUUAAAGCGGAGCUCAGAGAGGCUAAUUCGGCGGCAACCAAUGAGCGCCAAGAGAUCUGUUUUUCGGCACUCGAUUCAAGUCUGAAAAAGAAUACAGCAUUUGUGAGAAAGCUGAAAUCGUUCACCGAAUCGCAGAAGGAGAGCAUUAUUCGUGAUAUGCUAACACUGAACCUGACCAAAUACGUGAGUGAAGUCGCCGCCGCGCUUGUGGAGGUGAAGCUAAAGAUGACAGAUGUUCCUGCCGUUGUAGAGGUGUGCUCGGCACUGCACUGCCGCUACGCUGACUUUUCGCCCCAGAUGAUGGAAAUCUGGCACAAGGUGCUCGCACUGCGUAAAGAUGAAAAGGUUUCGAACCCAAGCAAGCUGCGCGUGGACCUACGUCUGUACGCGGACCUGGUGUCUGUGUGCGUUCUGCCGCGCCGCGAAGCGCUGCCUUUGCUGGGCCAGGCUCUACAGGUGCUAGUGGCGCAGGAUCGGGCCGAUCACGCCAACAUCAGCGUGUUGCUCAGCUUUUGCCGGCACUCUGGCGAGGAGUACGCCGGCCUGACUCCGCGCCGCGUUCGGCAGCUCGCCGAGCGACACAACCGCGUACUGCCCAAUGCCAGUCUUCUGACGCCAGAAAAACAGAAAAAUGUCCGACAACUUUUCAAGGACUACUAUGCAUCAGUGGCCAAGCACCUGGUUGGCGAACAUCAGGCGCUCCUCAAUGUACAGCGUUCCAACAGGCACGCUCUGCAAACCAAGGGUGAGCUCUCGGCAGAGCGCCAGGAGCGGCUGCAGCAGGCCGAGUCCAGCUACCGCAAGCUACUGGCCUCGACGGAGCAGCUGGCGGAGCUGGUGGACGAGCCGCUGCCGGAGCUGCCCGAGGAUGCGGAGCAGCGCGCCGAGCAGCGACUCCUGGAGGCGGCCGAGGAGGAGGGCGUCAUUGGCGACCAGCAGCUUGUGUGGGAGGAUGACGACCAGCGCCAGUUUUACACGAGUCUGAGCGACCUGCGCGCCUCCAUUCCCAGCAUCUUGUACAGCGACAGCCAGGUGGCUGCAACGCCGCCGGUCGAGGAGCAGGCGCCCGAGGACAUGGGCGAUCUGCCGGAAGACGAAGCAGCCAAUGAUGAGCAUCUGCGGGAGCCGGAGGAGGAGCCGGAGCCAGAGACGGCCAGCAGCUCGUCCAACCGCAUGCUGCUGGAGGCCUACCUGACGUCUCUGCCUGGUCGCGUCAGUCGCAGUCUCAUCGACAGUGCAGCCGUCGAGUUUUGCAUGAGCCUCAACACUAAAAGCAAUCGCAAGAAGCUUGUGCGUGCGUUGUUCAACGUACCACGCACUCGACUGGACCUGCUACCUUUCUACGCGCGGCUUGUUGCUACGCUGCACCCUUGUAUGCCUGACGUGGCCACCGAGCUGGCAAUGAUGCUCAAAGCCGACUUCAAGUACCACGUCCGUAAGAAAGAUCAGAUCAACAUCGAAACCAAGUUGAAGGUGAUGCGCUUUAUCGGAGAGCUGGUUAAGUUUGGUAUGUACGGCCGCAACGAAGCGCUCUGGUGUGUGCGGAUGUUGCUAAAUGACUUUACUCACCAUCACGUGGAAAUGGCCUGUGCGCUGUUGGAGACGUGCGGACGCUUCCUGUACCGCACCGCCGAGACGCACGUGCGCACUAAGGUAUACUUGGAGCAGCUGAUGCGCAAGAAGGCGGCCAUGGCUUUCGACAGUCGCUACGUGACCAUGAUCGACAACAUGUACUACACAGUGCUGCCCCCUGAAGGCGCUGCUCUUUGCGUACAGAAGGUCCGUCCGCCGCUUCACAACUAUAUGAGGAAGCUCAUCUAUCAAGAUUUGGCCAAGAACACAACGGAGAAGGUCCUUCGGCAACUGCGAAAGCUGGACUGGAAGGAUGCAGACACAGCAUCCUACUGCAUCAAGUGUCUGUCGUCGGUGUGGCGCAUCAAGUACUACCACAUCCGGUGUUUGGCCAGCCUCGUCGCCGGCCUGGCGCAGUACCAAGAGGAGGUGGGACCCCGGGUGGUGGACAACACUCUUGAGGACGUUCGACUUGGCAUGGAGAUCAACGAGGUGCGGUUCAAUCAGCGGCGUAUCAGCGUGGUACGCUACCUGGGCGAGCUAUACAACUACCGGCUGCUGGACACUGGCGUGGUGUUCAAGGUGCUGUACUCGCUGAUCUCGUUCGGCGUCAGCCUGGACCCGGAGGUACCGUCGCCGCUGGACCCGCCCGGCAGCGAGCUCCGCCUGCGGCUGGUCUGUGUCCUGCUCGACACGUGCGGCCGCUACUUCAGCUCCGGAUCGGCCAAACGCCAGCUGGAUCACUACAUCGUCUACCUGCAGCGGUACUUCUGGGCGCGGAAGGCGGCGGCGGCGGCGGCGGCGGUGGUGGCCGAGGAGGCCGGCGCGGAGCCGUUCCCUGUACGGCUGGAGUACAUGUACCGCGACACGCUGAGCGCCCUGCGGCCCCGCGCCACGCUGCACAGCAGCCGCGAGGCUGCCGUGGCUGCCGCCGAGAAACUAGAUGAAGAGCUGCGCCGCCGGCUGGCGGAGCUGGUGCCGGCCGCGGCGCCGGACAGGGCCACCGGCGCCGGAGACGCCGAACUGCCGGUGAUCGCCGAGGAGCCACCGGCCGGUGCCGUGGGCGAGGACGGCGACUUCGACGAGCCGGAGGAGGAGAGCCUUUCACAGCAGCUCACUCCUCCCGACGGCGACGAGCAGGACGAAGCGGAUGAAAGGGACGAGGUCGCCCCUCGCGGCACACAAGACGACGUCGAGGACGAGCUGACCGACGAGCUGGGCGCCAGCGACGUGGACGCAGCGGCGUCGGACGCCACCGACGCUCUGGCGCCGCAGCGGAUCGCCUGUCCAGAGGACGACGACUUCCUCGCGGCCCUCGACCAGAUGGUGUCGGAGAGCAUCAUGGAGCGCAGUCGGGAGGCGGUGAAGCCUCAGUUUGAGCUGUCGGCGCCGGUGUCCACGGGCGGUCCCGUGCGGAAAACGUACGGCGACCUGACGGCGGAGCGCACCGAGGCGGAUCGGCCGGCGCCGAGCACCGUCACCUUCCUGCUGCUGAUGCGGCGCGGCAACAAGCAGCAGCACCGCAGCCUGGCCGUGCCAGACGACUCGGAGCUCGCCGUCAGCCUGAGGUCGCACGAAGAGGCCGAACGCCAGGAGCGCGAGAGAGUGAAGCAGCUGACGCUGAACAUUAACGAGCGUCAGGAGGAGGAGGAGAUGCAGGAGCUGAACAGCGCGCCCGCCCGGCCGCUGAACCCCAACAGGGACCGGCGGCCCAAAUAUCAGCACGCCAAGGGCGUGCCAGACGCCGACCUCAUCUUCGGCCCGAAGCGGUCAAACCUACGGUGACCUGUAGGCGGACCGGCCAACAAACAAGAAUUUCAGCAGCGUGCGUCGUGCUGGCGCUGAAGGGCGGCUGCGUUGGACCACGGGCCGGGCGGCGGCAGAUCGCCGCGCCACCAGCCGACCACCAUUGCCCGAGGCAGGCACCGUGCGGCGGCGCCGGCGCAGUGUCAGCCACGCCAGCGGCUCAGCAGCGCGAGACAGCUGGUCCGCGCCGGCGGUCGCACCGGGCGCGAGACGCCAGCGCCGCCCCAUCCGCGGAUCAGUGCAAACGCGGCCACAGAAAAAGUGCGUACAAAAUGUCCGUGCCGCGGAGAAGACGCGCCGGCGGCGGCCGCCCGCUCCGCGCCGCCGCCGUCUGUAGUUGUCGCUGAUCUCCGGCUCUCGUAUCUGUUUUAUCACUGUAACUGAACUCUGUGAUUGCCUGCAUUUUUCACCGAGCCUGUCAAUUAUUUCAGCCGUGUGUAAUUUGUGUACUUGGCAUACCAACGCCAGACGGCUGUUAAAUUUCGCAAGUAGUUUUCUGUUCUUUCUCGGCAAGCUAUGAUAAAAUACAUUUCUUUGCUCA
Messenger RNA from Amphibalanus amphitrite, 6420 nucleotides. It is a transcript of the gene Upf2, whose product is annotated as regulator of nonsense transcripts 2-like. The record is from RefSeq and is a predicted model, not a curated record. Gene Ontology annotation, cellular component: cytoplasm; exon-exon junction complex. NCBI's taxonomy places the organism in Eukaryota, Metazoa, Arthropoda, Thecostraca, Balanomorpha, Balanidae. The transcript is spliced from 2 exons. Gene Ontology annotation, biological process: nuclear-transcribed mRNA catabolic process, nonsense-mediated decay. The coding region runs from base 2037 to 5858 and encodes 1273 amino acids. Gene Ontology annotation, molecular function: protein binding; RNA binding.